Neurospora crassa OR74A is the source of this 1931-nucleotide messenger RNA. RefSeq lists its product as hypothetical. Bases 1205 to 1807 code for a protein of 200 amino acids. Lineage: Eukaryota; Fungi; Ascomycota; Sordariomycetes; Sordariales; Sordariaceae. The transcript has a single exon. The record is from RefSeq and is a predicted model, not a curated record.
CGGAUAACCACCGACAACCUCGGCACACCUCCAGUUCCCCAAUAAAUUUGGAGCAGCCCAUCGCUGCGACACGGCAGUGUCUGCUGUUUCGUUACUUUGCAGAAGGCCGCGGCAUCUCCCAGGCAGAGCCACACAGGGACCUUGAUGCCCCAAUCGGAUCGGGUUUUGCGACUUUUGGGGUUCCAGGUUGCGUUCCCGUCCCCACCAUUGCGUCGAUAAAGAUUCCCCGGAUCCCCAGCUUUUCAAGUCAUUCAGUUGCGUCUUGCUUCUUCCUGUCUUUUCUUCUUUCAGUUAUCAGAUCAGAUAAGGCGGCAGGACACCACGACCUCCCAUUCGACAACACAUUCCACCAUGUAAGGGGGCCAAUGGGAACGAAUUCAUAUGCAACGUCAGCGACCGAAUUCCAACUCGCUUUUCCCGGGCUCUUUGGAUUAAGCAACUUCGUUCUCCAGAGCAAAGCCAUACUCGAUGGUGCAGUACCGAGGCAUCAUUGCGACCGUCUCCAUCUGUGGACCUCGCACAUAGCACAAUGAUCCAGUCAACCAGCGAUAGCCAGCCUCUAAGCUUUUAUACUCGAUGUGCUUCUCAGGGAGGAACUGCUUUCGCCAGGCACUACAUAAAUCUGGCGAGAUCUGGUCGAAAGUUGCCAUCAAAUUCCUACAAGAGGCUUGGAUGGCAAAUUAUCCUUUGACUCCGAUCUGAGGGGAUCCCCACAAGUGCUGAAACAAAGUUGCGAGCUGAGGAAGAGUUUUGGAACAUGAACUCAAACCAAGGAUUUCGGUGGGCAUUGUUCUUUAAAGACCAUUCAAGGAGUUGACUCUAGGACAGACCGAAGAUGCAUUUCAAGGGGCAUCAGGUUUGUCGGCUUUUGUUCCUCAACCAGACUCUAAGUUGUCAGAGGGGUUGUGGCCAUGGCUUGGAGAGUUGGAAGCGAAGACUGGUUAUAACCCUGCGAGACCGUUCUCCGCUGCCAUGGCACAUCGUUCAAGCGGUUCUUCCCGCCCGCUCCUCUGGCAACACAUCCGAGGAUCGUCUUCGGCGAGCCCGGAGGUGCUGAUAGAGAAGGACUUGCGCAUAGGUUGGUUAUUGGUUAAGGUUUUGCUCCCAAGACAUCCGAAUGGCGAUCAUGCCGCAACCAGCAACGUGAUUCUUGAUAUUCAAGAUUCCCAAGCCAUUCCCAUACGGCUGUGAAGAUAGCACUACUAUGGCGCUUGUAUUCGUCCAUCGUGAUCUUCGAUCAAGUCUUUUGACACACAACGGCGUCCCCGGGUGGCUGAGUAGCCAAGCUUCCAAGACGGGCAUAAGACCAACGAUCAAGUUGUGUUGUUCACCGUUCUCACCGUUUCGUCAUCCAAGCCAUGGUCCUGUACCUAUCUGGGCGGACCGUGAUUCAUUCGGGAUGCAAUUGCAUGUCUGGCUUCCUUUGGCGGUGGCCCGAUCCCCAAGUCGGCGAUCAGGAAACCCGAAGCCCCCCACGUCCCAGCUGAAAUCAUAUGCCUGUCACAGUGGAGGCUCUCUCGGCACCGCCAACCGGGCAAUUGAAGGAGCACCCGGCGAUCAGGUUGAAGAGAACUUUGUUGGCCCAGGAACGCAUGCCGAGGCCGCUAAAGGCACUCGAACUAAAGGCCGCAAUGCCCCACCAUGGCCUCAUGGCAUGAUGCGACGGGAGGCUCCAGGUCCAGGGCGCAGGAACAGCAGAUCCCCUCAUCCCGUCACUGCCCGUGGCGGGGCUCUUGCAUCGCUGUCCGUUCCUGAUGUCAGUUUGUACCUUAUCGGCCGAUGCGGGGUACCGUCGGUGCUGUUUUGACAGCGUUGACUUCAGUACUUGACAUACCUUGAUACUUUUCGGAAAAGGGGAAUUGUAAGGUUGAGAAACAAUACACAUGACGAGUAGCUGUAGUAGCUUGAGAUAUUGGGCUUUUUCCAUUCCA